Drosophila suzukii is the source of this 7652-nucleotide messenger RNA. Its product is annotated as probable Rho GTPase-activating protein CG5521. The record is from RefSeq and is a predicted model, not a curated record. Gene Ontology annotation, biological process: positive regulation of GTPase activity; regulation of small GTPase mediated signal transduction. Gene Ontology annotation, molecular function: GTPase activator activity. Gene Ontology annotation, cellular component: cytoplasm; nucleus. NCBI's taxonomy places the organism in Eukaryota, Metazoa, Arthropoda, Insecta, Diptera, Drosophilidae.
UGAACGGAACCUGAACGGAACUGGAGACGCGACGCAAAUGGAAAAGAAAACAUAAACGCUGAAAGCUGGAAAAAUGCGCUGUAAAUCGCCAGCCGUUGGAUUGCAAGUGCAAAAGCGCGUUGCCGAGUGUGCCCGUGAAUAAAUCGCGAUGCAAUAGGGUCGGGAAAGUGCGGAAAACAGCAGCGAAAAGCGAGCGAACCCAGUGCCAACCCCGCACCGCCCCUCCACUCGACGAGCGACGUCAGCGGGCGAAAGAGCGGGCGUGUUGUUUUUGCCAUUGCUAAAUAAUUUCUCCGGGGCGCUCCGCUGGACAAAAAGUGAUUUUUUUCCGCUGGCGUGCGCGUAUAAAUAAAUAGCUGAAAAGAGCCAGAGAAAAUCUAAGGCACAAAAUCAGGCAGAGAAAAUACAAAUCGGUGGAAAGAAAAAAUCAGAAAAAAUCAGCGAAUAGAAAGUGUAUACCGCCUGCACUUGUGCCUGUGUGUGCCUGUGUGUGUGAUGUGUGUUGGUGUGCGGGGCAGAGAACACAAGGUGCAAAAUGUUUACAAAAAAAUCGCAUGCCGACGUGAAGAAAUCCACGGCCAAAUUGCAGGACUGCAAAAAGGAUUCAGCCUCCAGAUUGCGACACCUACGCAUGAUAUUGGAUAAUGUGGAGCUAGAAGAGUCGAAAUCACUGUUCGAGACCAACUACAGCCAUGUCUACUUUAUUCUGUACGACACCUUUAUUCAAGCCGAGGCGAAUCUGAAGCAAAAAGAACUUCCGUUUCACAUUGUUCACAAGGCGCAUCGCGAGGAACUAGACGGCUCACUAUGGCUACUGGAGAAGAUCCUGUGCCUUCUGCCGGAGUUGUUGGCCCGUCGGUGGCAAUGUCACUCCCUGAGUCGCAUAAUGGCCAAGCUGCUCCACCUAGGCAACUCGCCCAAGCUGAGACGGGAAGGUGUCAGAUACUUCCUGCUGUGGUACCAGACGUUGGGCGAGAAUGCCCCAGGCUAUGUGCACGCCAUGUACGCGGAUCUCAUCCCCGGCCUAAUUGUGCCCCAGAAAGGUGUCACCGGACCGGAUACGGAGUUCAGUGCCUCGGACUUUCUUACCCAUCCGAACAUGAAGGCGGAUGGGGGCAUGGCCUCCGUUUUCCACGACAAUGCAUUCUCGCAUCCCGUGCAGAGUUCGGAGGUAGUGGCCCUACUGCCUCCUUCAUCCAGCGAAAAGUCAGCGCCACCGGAUCCCCGGGAUGGCCUAGAGGUUCUGCUAAACAGCAUGGUACAAACAGCGGCCUGUUUGCGAUGGCGUGAUAAUCGCGCCCAGAAGGAUCACCGGGCAUUUGCCUUCCUGCUGCAGCGCUUUAUGGAUGUGUUCCUGCCCGUCUUUUCGCCCAAUUUCGAUACGAGCUGCUCCAUCUACAAUCCCCGCCUGGAUCUACCCGUCAUGCGAUCGAUCAACAAGAAGGAGGAGGUGAUGGCCUCGUGUGUGGUGGUCCUGAUCACCUGGGUAUCACGUUUCACCCAUGAACGUUUGUUAAGCCAUCGCUUGGAUUGCACUCUGCACAUCGAGGAUGUGGACCAUGUGCGUUUGCAGGGCUAUCAGCAGGGACGCAUCGUUCGGGAUGUGUUCUACGUUAGUCGAGAAAACAUCAACUUUGUGCACGAGGUGUAUCGUCAGGCAUUUCUGCUGAACUUCACCUCCAAACCGCAAAUAGAAGCAAUUCGCACGGCCAUCGCUGUGUACCGCGAUUGGAUGACGGGCGAGACUCCUCCGCCGUUCCUGCUGGAGCCCAAUGACGAUCCGCCCCCUCCGCCGACGGCAGGUGGAACUCCUAGGAGUCAGCGACUACGCACGCCCUCUUAUGUGGGAGCCAUUGCGGGCUCCAAGGAUCAAUUGGCGGUCAGAGCUGGGCGGCAAAAUGUAUUACAGGUGUUUGUGACCAAUGCGGCGAAUGUGUUCCUGGUGAACACCGCCAACCUGAACAUCUGCUUCCCCACCCGCUCGCGAACUUAUCGCUCCACUCCACUAGAAGAGCAGACGGAGAUCUGCAAGAAGGUGCUGAAUGUGUACCGCACCAUGGUGAUGAACACGGAGAUGGAUUCGCGCACCUGGGAGCAACUGCUGAUGGUGUUGUUGCAGGUCACCUCAGUGGUGCUGCACCAGAACCACCAUACAUUGCCAAGUGGUACCCCUAAGAGUGCCACUUUGGGCGGAAUCCUAGGGUCGGCUAUAUUCCAGACUCUGAUUGUCACAUGGAUACGAGCGCACACCAAGGUGCCCGUCAACGUGCAGUUGUGGGAGAAAUUCCUAAAUGUCCUGCAAUCCUUGACGCACCGCGAGGAGCUCAUCGUUGAAUGGAACAAGACCAUUCAAACUCUGACUCGUGUCUUUUCGCGAUACACAUACUGCAUAAACUUGCUAGAUCUUCCCCUGGAUCGAGUGGCGGAGAGUCGGGCGGAAAAACGUCGUCGCAUCGGCAGCGUCUGGCAGGCAUCGGGAUCGGGCAGCGCUGCCAAUGGAGGCAGUGCCGCUUCUGCUGCCAUUAGCCAAAGCCGACAGCGGGAGUCCCUAGCGGAAUCGGGUAGCAGUCGCUCGGAGGAAACCUCGUCGCAGAUGCCACUUGCAAAUCAUCCACGACCUCACCACCAGCACACGCAAUCCCAAGGAGGCACCGGCACACGACCAGUUCCCUUGACUCCCAUGCUAAGUAGGAGCUACAGUGAAGGUAGCUUAGCUUCAGCGGCCAGGAGCUCUAGAAUUCGACGCCGUCGGGCUGCCACUCCGAAACCAAAGGUGCUCCAACCACCACAGACGGGAGAGAAUCGCUCUAACCCACAGGAUCUGAGGAGAGCUAUGUCCCUGGACUCACUGGCUAGGAAGGGUGAUGCAGAGGAGACGGACAGCUACCAGGAAGGUGACAACGAAAGUGGAGCGGGUUCCAGAAGUCCCUCACCCACAGCCAGCAGUGGAAUUGAAGGUGGAUCCAUCAAAGAUGCACAGCUGCAGAUAGAUGCCAGCCUGGACGAUGCCAAUUCUGGGAGCUACGGGAGUGGCAGCAACUCUGGAAGUGUUUCCGGACGUCGCUGCAUUAUCUUAGGAGGCUCAGCGGAGGGUUGGCAUCCAGAUUCCACCUCCAUCAUGUGGAAGCGCAUGCUUGGUGCCUUGGGAGACGUUAAUCGUAUCCCAAAAGCGGAUCUGCACGCCCAGGUGUUUAUGCAUUUGCUGGAGAUGACGCAAAACCUCAUCAAGAUCAAGCAGAACCAAGGGAUAUCCUCGGAUAAUCAGAGCACUCCACCGAUGCCGACUUUGGUGCCACCCAUUGGAAUUGUGGCGCCCUGGUGUUAUGGAUCUCUUUCGCUAGAUCGAUCCUUUAAGAAUGGCAAACUAUGGGCCCUUCAAUUGCUCUGCUCGCUCGCGAUUCAUGGAGCUGUGGGCAUGCAGCAGCUUCCCUUGUUUUACCAUGCUCUUCAUCAGCUGUUGACUGGUGAAGAUCGGGACUUGAUUUAUGCGAUUCUCAAACACUUGGAAGGACCCAGGUUGCUGAGCUUGCUUUUGCCAGGACACACUUUGCUGCUGCUGGACUUGGUUCAUGCGAGUGCUAUAUUGCUGACUUCACUGGAGGUUUCAAGGAGCACGCCGAGAGCCGAGGUGGCGGCUCUCCUGGGUUCGCUGCUCUGCUAUCCGUCCUCCUUGCUGCCACGCCCUGUUCUGCAGCCCUCGCCACAGAAGUUUGAGCUUAUGGAGUGUCCGGAUUUGCAGGAUCACAUCCUAAACAUUGUCCUCAGAUGCGCCAGGCGGGAACCUUCGGCCAAGGCGCGAUGCAUUGCCCUCUCACAACUGGGUCAGUGGCUGCUUAUGCGUCUUUCUCAACCCUUGCCGGUGUCCUCGACGACCGGAAGGGGAAAUCUCUUUCAGCAGGCAGUGCCCCAUCACAAAGAUGUGCAUCCCAAGGAGGCGACAGUCUACAAUCCGCGCAUCAAGGAGGUGCUCCAAGUACUGCUCCAGGCGCUACAGUUUAAGCAUCACACUAUCGCCAUGGUUGCAGUUGAUUCAUUGAAGUUGUGUGCCGAACGUGGACGCCAACUGGCCGCCAUUGAAAGGGUUCCCCAGCUAAUCAUCACAGCCAUCUGCAAGGCUUUGGAAAUCCAAAACGUAACCAAGCCCAAGGAUUCGGACAAGGUGGUUCUUACAUCGCUGAUGCUGUGCUUGGGUGAAUUCUGCAUGGCUAUUCCUGCUCCAAUUAUGCUGACGCCCUUCAACGAACAGGGUGAUACUCUAGUGCUCCAGGUACUCAGGGUACUCCUGCAAGUUGCCUCGGGAGCUCCACGCCAUGAAAGAGUAAAACUGACCGCCGACGAUGAUUUCGAUAUGCACAUUACCCACGACGAUCUCCAAGGAGAUGGACGCCUUCCGGAAGCUACCUAUCAAACAUCCGAGACCAUUCAGAAAUGCAUCACAGCCAUCAAGUUGUGUGCCAAGGCGGUGUCCAUGCAUCUGGUCACCCACGUCGGUCACUUUCCCAUGGGGAUCGGAGCAUCUCGCUUGAGUUCCAUGGUUGAGGAGCAGGAUGACAUUGGUAAUGCUGCCUAUGGUGGUCAGGUGGAGUCGCGACGCGACUCUGUGGAACUUCCUUCUGCUGUAAAUGCCCAGAACAUGCAGCUGUUCAUGUUAAACUCCGGUCUGGUGGCCAGUUUCAUUGAGCUGCCCACGCUGAAACUCCCUGGUGGAGGAAUCACGGCUGGUUUGGUCACAGCCGAGAAGCAAGUUAGGGUCCUGAUGCGGGAUCUCAAUGGCAAAGCUUGUUGGGAUGCCUCCAUAUUGUAUUCGGAACCGCGGAAGGCGGAGGAGCCUCCUGCGAAAACCACACCAAAGAUUCACCACACCCAACCGUUAGAUUCCAUGGUGUCUUCCAUGGUGGCGCAUGAGCUGCAGGCACCACGACACACUCUGCGUCACCGUCCGGCGGGAGUGCUGCCGCUGGCCAAGGACAUGGCCCCGGAUCUGGAUCAACUGGACGAUAUGUUGGCCUAUAUUGGUCAUACCAGUCCAGAGUGUGUGCCCCCCACUGUAAGCCAGUUGAAUGCUCCAAGCAGCAGUCCCCUGAGUGGAAAUCAGGAGGCGCAGGCGAUUUCAGUGAUCCUGAAUCAACGCCUCUUGGAGCAGGAAUUCGUAACACACUCGGCGCUUGCUCCAUCCCCGGCUUUGCGUCACGCCAGCUCAAACUCAUCGCUGCAACAGCCGGAUCAGAGGUCCCUGCACUCCGCUACGCCUUCCUUUGAUUCUCUGCCCACCCGCACUGAGAUGCCGUUCCAGUAUUGCCGACUGCUCUUCUCACAUUUGGGUCUAGCUGGCUGGGAGCGACGCUCCAGGACGCACUUGCUCCAGCGGAGCGAGAAACUCAUGCGAGAGUUGCGAAACGUGGAUCUUCAGAAAUGCCGGGAAACCCAUAAGAUGGCGGUGAUUUAUGUAGCCGCCGGCCAGGAAGAUAAAGGAAGUAUUCUUAGGAAUACGAGUGGAAGCAGCACCUACGAGAUGUUUGUUUCCGCUUUGGGUUGGGAGAUCGACCUGGAGACGCACAAUGGUUUCCUGGGUGGAUUACCCCGUCAAGGAUGCGGGGCAACAGCUCCGUAUUACGCCACACCCUUUCUUGAGGUAGUCUACCAUGUGGCCACCAGAAUGCCGUCGGACUCCUCGGAGGCCAUGCUACUGAAGACGCGACAUCUUGGCAACGACGAGGUCCACAUUGUGUGGAGCGAGCACCAUCGGGAUUACAGACGGGACAUUCUGCCCACCGAGUUUUGCGAUGUGCUGAUUGUGGUUUAUCCGCUGAAGAAUGGUUUGUUCCGAGUGACUGUCAACCGGAAGCCGGAGGUUCCAUGGUUUGGACCAUUGGCCAAUGAGAGCGUGGUAAGCGGCGCCUGCUUGGCCACCUUGAUCCGCGCCACUGCCAUCAAUGCCAGUCGGACGAAGCGCGCCGCCUUGCCGCUCUACCAACAAUUCUACGAGGAGCGCAACAGGUCGUUGGAUAGCGUAUCUUCGCGAUACAAGGAGAGUACCACUUUUGAGGACUUCGCCAGCCGCAUCUUCAAUCCCAUGCCGCUGUCCACGUUGGGCACUUUACGGGAAUCCAAUGCCAGCAGUUCGGCAGCACCUCUUGCUUCGGCUUUGCUCGAUCACAAUCGUGCUUCCGUGAAAGGUUGGGUUCAAGCUUCGAUUGACUCUGGCCCCAUAAUAGGAAUAGCGCCAUCGGCCUCUGCUGGAUCCACCGCAGCCAUGGAGGCAGCCACCGGAAUGGCCUCUGCCUCGCCGCGUGGCCCCCGAAAACUGGGAGCUCCUUUCAAGAGCGUGACCAAGAAGCACUCGCUGCAGCAGAUUGUCGUCGGAGGCGGCGGAGGAGCAGGUGGUGACACGCCGCCCGAGAGUCCAACCUUGCCGCAGCGACGCUUCAAAUAAUACUUGUCCCUUUCCUGCGAUUCCCGGCACCAUCUGCACCCAUUCCCCUCCCCACCAAUCGGGCCGAGGGCCAAGCCAGGCCCGAAAAGAUGCAGAGAGUUCUAAUGCAAACGAAUAGUAUUGCGAAACACGUUUCCUCCUACAUUAGUUAUUGUAAUUUAUUUCAUUUUCCAGCUUAGUCUAUCAGUGUAUUUACAUAUUUAUUUCCUGCUACUCUGCUAAUCGAACGCUACUCUCUAACGAUUUCCCUUCCAUUUUUCACUUUCAAGUUAACACUGUGUUGUAAUACUUUGCGAAUUUUACCUAGUUACAAUGAUGCAUCGUCUGCGAUGCGGCUGUAUUUUGCGUCCAAUCAAACUCACUAAUUUGAAAUUAUGUUAUCUAUGCACUCAAUUAUGUUAAUUAAUUUGAUGUAAUGUAAGAUUAUUUAGUUAAUGAGCUUUAAGCAUUCGAGUGCAAAUUGAUGAUUAUCAGCUAGCUGAACAAUUGCUUUUUUCGCAUUUACUGUGCUGCGCUUUUUAUCCAAAGCAAUCUGUUAUUCAAUAUUAUAGAUAUUAUUUUUACAUUUUUAUGUCACAUUUUACGCUUGGCAACGAGAAGCAAAUUCAAAGAAUUCGAGAAUCGUUUUAAGUGUCCCGCACAAAAUGCAAGAAUAAUCAAAAUUCGAACAUAGGAACUUGCUCUGCCCAUUUAAAGCAACACGUCAACUACUAGUAUUAUGUAAUCGACCUAUUUGUAUAGGUAGCCUAGUUAUAAGCAUUCUCUACUAACCAAUCCCCUAUCAACUGUCGAUGGCAAUCGUCACUAGGAGUGUGAGUCUUAGAAAGGAAAACAAAACAACAGAGUAACUAAAAUUGUUCAAACAAUCGCCUUUUAUUUGUGUGUAAAAAUGAAAUUGUUACAAGAUGAUUUAUUAAUCAGCAUAAGGAUGUUCUUCAUUUGUAUUUCACUGCGAAUUGUUUCAACGAAUUGAUCAAAUUGAUAGAUUUAUAUUUAUAUAUAUUUACACCGAGAUAUGUUAAUUUUGUAUUUAUGUAAAACGGGCAACUGAAAGUUAAUUGCAAUGCCUUUUUGUUGCACAAAUGUUUUAUGAAAUUUGUAGUCUAAUUAACACAAUUAACCGUAAGCGAGUAAACAUUUUUGUAUAAAAAAAAAUCAAACAAAAACCAAUAAAUCGAAAAGCAAAUUAGUGCUAUGUGAAAUUUGUAACUAACACCAA